Messenger RNA from Lolium perenne, 2342 nucleotides. RefSeq names its product cysteine-rich receptor-like protein kinase 10. Gene Ontology annotation, biological process: protein phosphorylation. Gene Ontology annotation, molecular function: protein serine/threonine kinase activity; ATP binding. Lineage: Eukaryota; Viridiplantae; Streptophyta; Magnoliopsida; Poales; Poaceae. Gene Ontology annotation, cellular component: plasma membrane. The record is from RefSeq and is a predicted model, not a curated record.
UCCGGUCUUCCCUUUACAGUCUCUACACCGUGUGGAGCCCGACACGCAUGUCACGGCAAAUGCCAAGACCGAGUCACCACGCUGGCGGUGACCGUACCUGUGUGAGUACCAUUUAGGACCCGAAGCUAAGCUGGUCAUUAACUAUACCAUGUUCGCGCGCGCCGCCUACUGAACGUAGCCAUCGCCAUUCGCCAUGCCAUCCGUGAAGGUGAAGCCUCCAUCCCCAGCGCCGGCCCUCGUGCUCCUCCUCUUCGCGGCAAGCUUCGCAGUUUCCCAGGCGCGGAUAAUCUGCGGCGACUCUGCUGCAUCUCCCUCCCCGGCACCAGCGCCGUCGUCAACCACCUCCAACAGCACUGCGUUCGCUGCCAACCUCCAAACUCUCCUGAACGCGCUCCCCCAGGCCACGGCUCCCACGGGCUUCGCCUCCCUGUCCUUGGGCACCGGCCGCGACCAGGUCUUCGUCCGCGGCCUCUGCCGUGGCGACACCGCGCAGUCCACGUGCCUCGCCGACCUGAUAGAGGCCGUCCAGGACUUGAGCGGCCGGUGCCCCUCCAGCCGGAGCGCGGGGCUAUGGUCCUGGAGGUGCUACAUCAGCUACGCCGACACCAACGACUCGGCCGCCUACGAGCAGCGAAUCUACGACACGGUCUACGAUAGCCGCACGCUGGCCGACCCGGACAGCUACCAGCGGUCGUACUACGCGCUGAUGAGUCGCCUUGUGGCGCGCGCGGCAGGCGGCGGCGGCAACAGAUCGACGAGGACGAGCAUGUUCGCCACCGGGGAGGCGGUGUACGCGCCCGGCGACCCGAACGGGACCCUGUACGGGAUGGUGCAGUGCAUGAGGGACCGCAGCGACGCCGAGUGCGAGCGGUGCCUGCAGGGGCUGGUGCCGCGGCUGCCGGCGUGCUGCUGGAGAAACCAGGGAGGGGUGGCGCAGAACUUCAACUGCCACCUGCGGGUUCAGCUAUACACCUACUAUGACCUGGCGCUCGACGCGCCGCCUCCGGCUCCGGCUGCUCCACCAUCGCCGCCGGUGCCAAUACGCGGAAACAGGAGAUCGUCCAACCGUGCCGUCGUCCUCGCAGCCGCGCUCUCAUCGCUUGGAGCGCUGCUCGUGCUACUCUUCGCGCUCGUCUGCCUUUACACGCAGAGAAGGAUAAGGUCGAACAAGACACCACCACGAGCACGAGAUGAUGCUAGAGAAGAUACUUCGGAGCAAUUUACUCUGCCGUUGCUGAGGGCUGCGACGGGAAACUUCGCCGCGGAAAACAAGCUUGGAGAGGGAGGUUUUGGGCAGGUUUUCAAGGGUAUACUGCCGAAUGGGCAAGUGAUAGCAGUGAAAAGGCUCUCCCAGAGUUCAGCACAGGGAUUCCACGAGCUGAAGAAUGAGCUGCUGCUGGCCGCCAAGCUUCUGCACAGGAACAUCGUGCGGCUCCAUGGGGUCUGCUUGGAGGAGCGAGAGAAGCUGGUGGUGUACGAGUAUCUGCCCAACAGGAGCCUCGACACCGUCCUUUUCGAUGAUGGUCGGCGGCGCCGGCGGCAUGGCCUAGACUGGCAGAAAAGGUACACCAUCAUCUGCGGGAUCGCUCGUGGCCUGUUAUAUCUCCACGAGGAGUCCCAGCUGAGGGUCAUCCACCGAGACCUCAAGCCGAGCAAUGUCCUGCUCGACGAGAACAUGAACCCCAAGAUCUCGGAUUUCGGGCUGGCUCGAGCAUUCCGGGGAGACCAGUCCAGAGACGUCACCAAGCGACCAGCUGGUACCCUUGGGUACAUGUCGCCGGAGUACGCUUACAGCGGCCACGUUUCCACCAAGUCGGACAUAUACAGCUUCGGCGUCAUUGUGUUGGAGAUUGUCACGGGCCGGAGGAACAACGGCCCCUGUCAAGACGCCGACGCCGACAACUUGUUAAGCGAAGUAUGGGACAAGUGGAGGUCUGGAAAAGCAGCGGAGAUGGCGGACGGGUCGCUGGGCGACCACUACCCUCGGUCUGAGAUGCUCAACUGCGUGCACAUCGGGCUCCUCUGCGUCCAGAAGAAACCGGCGAUGAGACCCGACGCGUCGGAGGUCGUGCUAAUGCUGAGCAGCCAGUCCAUGUCACGGCGGACGCCCUCCCGGCCAGCAUUUUACUCCGGCCACUCCUCUACCAGCGGCAGCGACUCACAUGUUAGUGGUGUAAACGUCUCAGAGAAUGGCGUGACCAUGUCUGAUCUUCAAGCUCGGUAGUUUAAUUGGUAGAGAAAAUGGAGAAGAUCAAGGGUCCAAUACAUUUGGUACCUGUACAGAAGUAGUUAUACCAAGGAAAAAAUGACCAAUAUUACCUCCUGAUAGGAUAGCUUCAUCA